Messenger RNA from Penicillium psychrosexuale, 933 nucleotides. RefSeq lists its product as uncharacterized. The record is from RefSeq and is a predicted model, not a curated record. The annotation marks the transcript as partial. The transcript is spliced from 3 exons. NCBI's taxonomy places the organism in Eukaryota, Fungi, Ascomycota, Eurotiomycetes, Eurotiales, Aspergillaceae.
GUCAGUAAAGCACCGCCCCUUCAAGCUGAUUCAGUCUCCGAGACAUCUACAGUGGAUCAAGCUUUCCCGAAGCCGUUGAGAACCAAAGAGAAGACGGCAACGCUUGAUAACGAGAAAUAUCGCUCGAGUUCGGGAGCCUUGCAUGAAGAUCCAUGGAGCAUACUUGAGCCCAUUGCAAAUAUCAAAUUGGAUCAUCCAUAUGUGCUGGCUCGAUACAAGGAAGACAAAGGCAGACUUGUCCAAGUGCAGAAACUGGAGCUGCAAGCAUUCUCCGACCUUGGAUUGCAACGAACGCUGAAUCGCAUCUCUCACCCCAUUUUCCGGUCAUUACUUGGAUGCUAUCAUCAUGAUGAUUCGGAGCAUGUAGAAGUUUCCGUCACUCAGAUUCUGGCAACGAAGCUCGUGAUCACGGCGAGUGAGAUCAUUACAAUUGUCAAGCCAGUAAGUAGAGUUACAUAUUAUAUCACAAUACGAGCGAUCGCUGAUUAUGAACAGAUACUCGAAGGAAUUCAGUACCUGGCUGAAUGCGGGAGGGUACUGGCCACUUUGACAAUGAAUACCAUCUUUUUCACUCAGUCUGGCAAGGUCAAGAUAGUGGGUAUCGAGGACAGCUGCGAGAUAAGUGCUUGGGAAAUGGAUGCUGCGACAAUGAAGCUGUACGCUUUAGCGGAUAUUGUAAUCAAGCUGAUGGGUAAAUGCCAUUCGACGCAUAAGUGGCCUGUCGAGAUUGAAAAUCUGCCUGAUCAGCUUAGAAAACGCCCUUUGAGAGAGAUCCUGCAGGUGAUUGCCCCCCUCCUCUUCAAUGUAUCAAGGCUGAUGUCCCAGACAACCCCUUUUCAGCAAAGGCCAAGUCCAGAAGAGUUGAAAUCGCUUAUCAACUUGACGAAUACAAUCGUGUAUCACCGAAUCGAAACUCAUUCUCAUCGUAUAUAA